This is a messenger RNA of Elaeis guineensis (African oil palm), 1119 nucleotides long. Its product is annotated as actin-depolymerizing factor. Gene Ontology annotation, biological process: actin filament depolymerization. Gene Ontology annotation, molecular function: actin binding. Gene Ontology annotation, cellular component: actin cytoskeleton. NCBI's taxonomy places the organism in Eukaryota, Viridiplantae, Streptophyta, Magnoliopsida, Arecales, Arecaceae. The record is from RefSeq and is a predicted model, not a curated record.
UCCGCGCUCUUCCUGACAUCUCUGUGUUCUUUUCUUUUCUUCUUCUUUUUUUUUUAAGAUUCAUUUCAUUUAAAAAAAAUAAUCGGAGAAAAGGAAAUAUUCUUUCGUUCUGUUGGCCUUUUUCUAUAUAUAUAAAAAUAAUCCUUGUCACCUUUCCGACCAAAUCACGGAGCCUCUGCCUUCUAGUCUCCCUGCGUCCCCAUUCCUCCCUUCAUUCCUUAAUCGCUCUCUCUCUCUCUCUCUGCCUCCCAGAUCGAGGAGGAGCCAUGUCGUUCCGAAUGUCAAGUGCAUCCUCUGGGAUGGGAGUAGCUGAACACAGCAAGAAUACAUUUCUUGAACUGAAAAGGAAGAAAGUGCAUCGUUAUGUGAUAUUCAAGAUUGAUGAAAAGAAAAAGGAGGUUGUUGUUGAGAAGACAGGAGCUCCAGGGGAGAGCUAUGAUGAUUUUGCUGCUGCAUUGCCUGAGAAUGAUUGUCGAUAUGCUGUCUACGACUUUGAUUUUGUGACUGAUGAGAACUGCCAGAAGAGCAAGAUAUUUUUUAUUGCAUGGUCUCCUGCCAUCUCCCGCAUCCGUGCUAAGAUGCUGUACGCCACAUCGAAGGAUAGAUUUCGACAGGAGCUUGACGGCAUCCAUUACGAGAUUCAGGCCACCGACCCCACAGAGAUGGAUAUGGAUGUGCUCAGAGACCGGGCAAACUAAAGUCUGCAAAGCCGGACGGACGAAAUAUUUGUUGCAACGGUGAUGCCAUAUUAAAUUUAUAAUAAAUUAAUAAAUAUUUUUAUAUUUUAUUAAUUAUUAUUAUAUUUUACAUUGAUUUUUAUAGAUACUAUCUCAUAUUAUUUUAUAUAUUUUAUUUAUUUUUAAUUUUUUUAUUGAUUUGUUACAAUGGUGACAUGGUAUCACCGAUGCAAAUGAAUAUUUUCUCGUGAUUUGGUCGCACGCACAAACUUUUGUCAUGACAAACAGCUUGAUAUGGGCCUCGCUCCCUUAGGUGUAUUUGAUCAGGUGCAUCGUCGAGUUCAAUGCGGAAUCGCUUAUUUGAAUAAAUACUGUCUGCACCUGAGAGGGCUAAUGGAAGAGCUCGUUUAUUUUGGGUAGAUGGUUAAUAUUUUGUCUGAAA